Molecule: messenger RNA, 2877 nt
Organism: Betta splendens (Siamese fighting fish)
Lineage: Eukaryota; Metazoa; Chordata; Actinopteri; Anabantiformes; Osphronemidae
Gene: tm7sf3
Product: transmembrane 7 superfamily member 3
Exons: 12
Coding region: 193-1899 (568 amino acids)
Source: RefSeq, a predicted model, not a curated record
GGAACACGUAGGCUCGUCAAAGCAGCGAAAGCUACUGCAGAGCAGAGGGCAGUUUUUGCUGCGCUUGUUGCUCGAGUCAAGCAUGUCACGCUUGCGUUUACAGGGACUCCUACCACCCAAACACAGGAAACUUCGAGGCUGCCAGUGAUUUUUUACUGAAACGUUAAGCUGUGAAUUAAACCAAAAUCGAAGAUGUGUCGCUUCAUUUGGUGGCCGCUCCUGCUGCUGCUGCCACCGCUGCUUUUGCUGCCUUCAAUCCGUGAAGUUCAGGCUCAAGUUGACAAUGGCGUGAUCUUCCUGCCAGGGACCUUCCAGAAUGUCAACAUCUCGCAGAACGAGACAGUGGAGGCUGUGGUGUCCAGGAUCCCACCAGAGGCUGCGUUCAUCUCCCUGCAGUUCCACACGCAGCACCGUAAUGUCACCCUCUCCUACACUCAGGUACCGACCCAGGAUCUCUCCCUGACAGCAGCGGACACUGGGCUCCUGUCGGCGCUGCAGGUGAACCAAGUGUCUCUCUCCUUCUUCCUGUCUUCUCCCUAUGGCGACAGCGUGACGGGCACCGGGGUGGUUUUCGUGUACUCCAGCACUGCCCCGGUCCCUGGAGCUUGCAAUCUAGAGUCUAACCUCGAUAUUGACCCAAACGUCUACAUCCACUACAACAUCUACGAGACAUCUAUACGCUUUGCGCCAGCCAACCUAGGAUAUGCGAGAGGGGAAUCUCCUCCAGUCUGCGACGAGUCCACGGAGCCCAGCACGCGCUGGCGGCUGCAAUACGAUGUGUACCAGUACUUCCUACCCGAGAACGACCUGUCGGAGCGCAGCCUGCUCGGCGGCGUCCGGGCUGUGGCCGACAUGGAUGGCAUCAUGGCCAACGGCAGACGGGUCAUGACCCUGUCGUCGUCUGACACGACCACCGCCGUGUUCAACUCCAUCCCAGGGCAGGGCGUCCUCUACACGGUCGUGGUAAGAGACCCCUUGCUGAACACAUCUGCUGCGUACGUCCCCGUCCACACCUACGCCUGCAGCUUCGCUUCGACACUGGACAGCUGCGAAACACUAGGAAAGAUAUCAACAAAGCUUUUCUUCACCAUCGCUGGCUUAGCAGGCCUGUUUGUCUGUUUCUUUGGGCAUCACUUCUUCAAAUGUGAAUUGUUCUGCAUGGGCUUCAGCUUUGCAGCGUUUUUCUUCUUCGUCCUCAUCACACGGACCACAGACCUGGACUAUAACAUUCGUCUCACCCUGGCGGCGGUGAUCGGCGUGGUGGGCGGGGUCAUCCUGGUGAUGAGCUGGUGGCGGUUUGGCUCCGUCAUGGCCUGUGUUGUCGUCGUUGGCCUCAUUCUAGGCUUCCUCGUUGCCUCCACUGUCCUUUUCACUCCGCUUGGCGACCUUGAUGUGUUUAGGCGAUCAAAUGUAGUUUUCUGGCUGACGUUCUCCUGCAUUGUAAUAAUAGUUCCACUUUUCUUCAUGCGGUGGCCCAGAGAGGGAAACAUCACCACCUGCGGCAUCGUUGGAGGCUAUGCCGUGGUUUUGGCCGUUAACGCCUACGUUUACACCAGCUUGUCUUACAUCACCAUGAACAUCCUCAAACGCUUGCUCAACAGCAACUUCAGCCCUAUGUUCACUGACGUACCGUUCCAAACUAUAGACUACAUCAUGAUCACAGUGUGGGUGGUGCUCGGCGCGGGCGGCAUCGUCCUGCAGAUUUACCGGGAGCACUCCCGACCGUUCUUCCCCCCCAGCCCGUACCUCACGUGGCUGCAGGAACGCGAGCGCCGCAGGACCAACGUAUUGGACCCAAGCCAUCACUUCCCCCCACUGUUCGACCGCGUCUUUGCCAGGCUCCGGCAGCUGACGAAACGCGUGGAGCCAGCGGGAGAACACACACCUCUGCUCCUGUGAACCUGAUACAUGUACACGCAGAAUAUGAGGAAACGAUCCCUGCGAUCAUUUUGUUUGAAGAUGAUGAGAAGACGAGGAUGAUUAUGAUCAUAAUCAUGAUGGUGGUAAUGGAGGAUGUCCCUCACAACCAGUGCAUGGCUCUGAUUCCAGAUCAUCUGGCUGAAAAGCCCUUUCACAAUAAAAGACACCAAGUGGGGUUCUGUCAUUGACACUCUAUGGGUGAAUUAGACUUUUAAAAUACCCCCCCAAAAAUUUUUUAUACAAAGACGGUGACAGCUUUUCUUCUUUUGGAUCUAACACCGCUUUUAUAAAACACUUGAAUUGCAGUUUAAGAGUCACAAACUGAUUUGUGAAAUGAAAAUGUAUGAUAAAAAUGUAGCUGUUUUUGUCUGGCCUGCUCUGUUUGCACUGAAGUCAAAAACCACUAAUGGUUUACUCAGCAAGGCAGUUCAUCCCUGACCAGCGUGAGUGACCAUAGGACCAGGUGAUUAAGGUCUUACACUGGUGAUUAAAUGGCACAUUUGAUCAUUAGCGUAUCAGGAAAAACAACCAACUGAUAAAGUAAAUUCAUGUAGUAUUUAAUGUAACAGACAAAAUGUGUGACAUUCCUUUGUAAUUGUGUUUUUAGCUCCUGCUUGCUUAUGUGUUCUUGUUCAGAUGAAACCUGGCAGCCAGAUUGGUUGGUUUGUACUUUGCACACUGGAAUUAGUUUGUUCUGCUGACCCAUUAUUUGUCAUGAACUUAAGCUUGUAAACGUCAGUAUUUUAUUUCGCUGCUGAGCUAAACUUUCUGGUCUGGUGAGGUUUUUUUAAGACAAGAAUCCAAAAGAGUUUACAGACCUCUUGUUAUUUGUAAUUUGAUUUGUUUUGAUACCUAAUAAAUGCCUACAGCUAGAAACAGUGUUGUGUUAGUUUAGUGAAGUAAUUGUAUUCAAAGAUGCCUUGGAACUAAACAUUAAACGAAUGUAAUUAAUGACAA